AUGGCGGCGGAAUCAGACUACGCUUUUCUUGAGUCAAUACGGCGACACUUACUCGGAGAGUCGGAGGCGCCGACGAUGGCGAGUUCGACGGAGCAAUCUUGUACAACCGGUCAGAGCUUGAAACCGGUGUACGGAAGAAACCCGAGCUUCAGCAAGUUGUACCCUUGCUUCACCGAGAGCUGGGGAGAUUUGCCGUUGAAAGAAAACGAUUCGGAGGAUAUGUUAGUCUACGGAAUCCUCAACGACGCUUUCCACGGCGGGUGGGAACCGUCUUCUUCGUCGUCUGACGAAGACCGGAGCUCUUUUCCCGCGGUGAAAGCAGAGUCUCCCGAGAGUUUUAAGGCGGUGGACUCGGCUCAGGUGAAGAAGACGAGUCCGGUUGCGGCGGCGGUGGCGGCGAAGGGAAAGCAUUACAGAGGGGUGAGGCAGAGGCCGUGGGGAAAAUUUGCGGCGGAGAUAAGAGAUCCGGCGAAGAACGGAGCUAGGGUUUGGUUAGGGACGUUUGAGACGGCGGAAGACGCGGCGUUGGCUUACGACAGAGCGGCUUUCAGGAUGCGUGGUUCCCGCGCUCUGUUGAAUUUUCCGUUGAGAGUUAACUCGGGAGAACCCGACCCGGUUCGGAUAAAGUCCAAGAGAGCUUCUGCUUCCGAUAACGGAGCUUCAAAGCGGAGGAGAACAGUGGCUUCCGUAAACGCCGCCGGUCAGGGAACGGAUAAUGGACUUAAGGUCAAAUGCGAGGUUGUUGAAAUGACACGUGGCGAUCAGUUACUGGUUUUGUAA
This is a messenger RNA of Microthlaspi erraticum, 780 nucleotides long. The record is from the annotation of a GenBank genome assembly. Lineage: Eukaryota; Viridiplantae; Streptophyta; Magnoliopsida; Brassicales; Brassicaceae.